Messenger RNA from Penicillium verrucosum, 276 nucleotides. RefSeq lists its product as uncharacterized. Lineage: Eukaryota; Fungi; Ascomycota; Eurotiomycetes; Eurotiales; Aspergillaceae. Bases 1 to 276 code for a protein of 91 amino acids. The record is from RefSeq and is a predicted model, not a curated record. The transcript has a single exon.
AUGCCCAGACGUGGUUCUCAAUGGCAUUGGGACCUAGUCAAACAUCCCUAUUACUCUGUGUCGGAACUUGAGAAGUGGGCCCGGGAGAGGAAUGCGAAGGCCUUUACUUUCCACUGGCACGAUCAAUACGGCAAAGUCGGCCUAGUCAAGAAUGCCGUCUACUUGCUGCGACCUGAUCAGUAUAUUGCGGGCAUUUUUGAGCGCUCCUCUGCGAAGGCGGGGUUGGACGAGUACUUCGAUACUCGGGGGUUUUUUCCACAUCCAGGUAGAGACUAG